AUGCUGUAUUAUUGUGAAAAGUGACACCGGAAACAGGGAUGUUUUCCUAGUUUAUCUACAUUUUUUUUCUUCUUUUUUACGAUUGUCUCUUUUGGAGCCUGUAUAUCUGCAGCAGGGUGGCAAAGGAGCCUCUUCUCCUCAACACUUCUUGACGUUAUGGUGAGGAAAGAGUGAAUAAAAAGCCACAGCGGUCCUCUGCACAGUUCUCCAUGGAUUCCAACAACGAUGAAGCACUCGACAUCAUUGUUACAAAUGUGGUGGCCACGUUCAGGACCAGGUGUCACCUCAACUUGCGCAAGAUUGCUUUAGAAGGAACCAAUGUCAUCUACAAGCCUGAAGUCGGGAAAGUGCUGAUGAAACUCCGUAAACCAAUGAUAACCGCUUCAAUUUGGUCCUCAGGGAAAAUAAUCUGCACUGGAGCAACAAGUGAGGAAGAGGCAAAGUUGGGCGCUCGGAGGUUAGCUCGCUGUCUGCAGAAACUGGGCUUUAAGGUGAGGUUUUCGGCGUUCAAAGUUGUGAACGUGCUCGCUGUGUGCUCCAUGCCGUUUGCAGUACAUCUUGUAGACUUCACAAAGAACAACCGGCCCAUUGCCAGUUAUGAACCUGAACUCCAUCCUGCUGCUACUUAUCGAAUCAAAAAUCUGAAGGCUACUGUCCAAGUGUUUUCUACUGGCAGCCUCACAGUGACAGGACCAAAUGUGCAGAGCGUGGCCUCAGCAGUGGAGUACAUCUACCCACUACUGUAUGAGUGUCAGAAACCCCGCUGCAAAUAAAGCAAAACAGAACAGAGAGGAUCCAGGGGAAUCAUCAGGAAGCACCUUAUCCUUGGAUAGAUGCUACAACAGAAAGAAAUGUCGAAACCACCCGACUGAUUGGACUCGGAUGUUAGAAUCCUAUUUAUUGGAGUUGAAUGAAGAUCGUUGCUUUGGGUGUCUUUUUUUGCAUGGAAAAACGCUCGACAGUGUUGAUCAUCGCAAAGUUGUCGUUUUCAGCCGCAUAUACAGCGAGUCCUUUUUUUUUUUUUUUUUCUUAAGAAUCUCCGUCCAUUUGUAGACAGAGAUGAGAUGUCCACCCCAUGUUGUAACAUUUUUUUAAGCUAACAGAUUCAGACAACAAUUAGGAAUGUAAACAAAACGCAUCCUUCUUCAUGUUGAUUUCCCUUGCAGCGUUGUUUGAUUCUCUGCCCUUUGUUCAAAAAACGAACAGGCGUUACUUUGUGUCCUUUCCUCACAAUUUCACUCUCCUGCUAAACUUGUAUAUAUUUAUUCUCAUAUGUUGGAUAGUGCACUAGCGUAAACUAUCUCUUACAUGUUUUUAAAUGUGAAUUUUACUGCAGGUUUUCACUUGGUUCAUUAAAAUUCAAAGCCAUCAUUUUAUUAUUCAGGAAUAAAGAAGUCAGUUGAUAUGAAACAGUACAUAACUCAUAACAUCAGCAGCCACCCUGUGGACAAAUGUUUGGCAGCAGUAACACUUGUCGAGACGAUUUACUCCAUUCACGAGUUUUUACAGUGAAAUACAAUAAAGGCAGCACUGAAGUGGCAUUUAAAAAAAAAAAAAGAUCCA
Molecule: messenger RNA, 1563 nt
Organism: Poecilia reticulata (guppy)
Lineage: Eukaryota; Metazoa; Chordata; Actinopteri; Cyprinodontiformes; Poeciliidae
Gene: tbpl1
Product: TBP-like 1
Biological process (GO): DNA-templated transcription initiation
Molecular function (GO): DNA binding
Source: RefSeq, a predicted model, not a curated record